UGAAUAUCUUAUCUUUCAUUCGUUGUUCUUGUUUAUUGCACGAUUGCAUGAAAUAUCUGUUUUUCGGAUUAUUAGGGUUUUUAACGGCAUGAUGCGAAUACAAAACCUGACUUCUCGGCUACACCGUUUUUAUUGAAAAUAAAAGUAAUUACAUAUUCUAUUCUGGCCAAUAAUUGCCAUGUAUGUAAGUUCUGUUAAACCGUGACAAUCACUACCGAGAAGUUCGUAUUUUUGGAGAGUUUUAGCGCUCAGUCUUUCACACAAUUUCUUCAGUACUCUCUCAUCAAUGGGUUCAAACCUUUUCCAGCAAAUUCACGAGAUACAAGUUUGCUAAGAGAAUUUUUCUAAAAAAAAAUCCCCUCUCUCUGGCUACGUGCCUGUGUCCAACAAAAGCCUGUAUUUCGAUAAUCAAAUGCAGAGGUAACAAUGAAUAGUAAGAAAAUCAUAGUUCCGCGUUAAUGUAAUCAACAUGCUCGCUACCUACAAAUGAUCAUGUGCGAAUACUUACUCCAUCAGUCGAUAUGAAUCGUUGGAAGGGAAAAGUAGCAGUAGUGACCGGAGCCAGCUCUGGAAUCGGUGCUGCCACGGCAAAGGCCCUUGUGAAAGCCGGAUUGGUCGUCGUAGGCCUUGCCCGUCGGGUAGAACGAGUGGAUGCGUUGAAGGGCGAACUGGAUAAAGAAAUCCGGCAUCGUUUGAAUGCGAUUAAAUGUGACAUUUCAAAAGAAGACGAUAUUUUAAAUACCUUCAAAUUAAUUGAAGUGAAAUUCGGAGGAGUGGAUGUUUUGAUCAACAACGCAGGUGUUUUGCGACGAUCCCUACUCCUUGAGACAGGAAACAUAGCACAGCUACGAGAGGUGAUUGAUACCAACGUAAUGGGUUUGGUUAUGUGCAGUCAGCAAGCAUACACAUCGAUGAAAAAUCGAGCGGUCGACGGACAUAUUGUACACAUAAACAGUAUUCUUGGUCAUCACCUCAUCGAUUAUCCGGGGUUGAGUAUUUAUCCUGCGUCGAAGUUCGCGGUAACUGCCAUCACGGAAACCAUGCGCCAGGAGCUUCGAAAGGAAGGUACGAAAAUUAAGGUUACGAGCAUUAGCCCAGGCGUCGUGAGGACUGAAAUGACUCCAGAGGACAUCGCCAAAAUAGCACCAGCUCUAGAAGCAGAAGACAUUGCGAAUGCUAUUGUGUACGUGCUUGGUACGCCACCACGUGUGCAAAUUCACGAACUUAUUAUCAAACCAGUGGGAGAAAAUUUUUAAUUUUUUCGGAAUCACAUUUGAUUAAAUAUAGCUGGAGAUAUUGUUACGCCCA
Molecule: messenger RNA, 1308 nt
Organism: Topomyia yanbarensis
Lineage: Eukaryota; Metazoa; Arthropoda; Insecta; Diptera; Culicidae
Product: farnesol dehydrogenase-like
Exons: 2
Coding region: 522-1256 (244 amino acids)
Molecular function (GO): oxidoreductase activity
Source: RefSeq, a predicted model, not a curated record